ACGGAAAAAAACACAUACUGAAACUUUUUAGUCACUGUGUAAUAAGAAUUAACUUAUUUAAAUUUAUCAAUGUGUGAAGUGGAAAUAGAAUGUGGUGUUGAUUUAGGUUUUGCUGAAAAAUUUGAAGAUGAAAAUUAUGGUUCCAAUAAAAAUCCUUAUAUAAGUAAACUUGGUGGAAAGCCAUUCUGGGUUUCUAGAAGUAAUGUUCCAAGUGUGUCUACUUUAAAAUGUGGUAACUGCUUUAACCAAAUGACUUUUUUAUGUCAACUUUAUGUUCCUAGUGACAAUGAAAUAGGUAGCAAUUUAUCAAAAAGUGAACUUUUUAUAAAUAAAAUAUUCUAUCUGUUUUGCUGUAAUAAAGGAAGUUGUUAUUCUAGUCAGUUGUGCGUAAAGGUAUUAAGAUUUGUAUGCGAAAGCAAUGGCUCUGAUGAAAAUUUCCAACCUGUGUAUUUACAUGACACUAAAGAUAUUAAAAGUUUGUGCAAUCUUUGUGGUUGUUAUGGUGAUAAGAAAUGUUCAAAAUGUAGCCAGGUUUUUUACUGUUGUAAAGAACAUCAAUUAAUUGAUUGGAAAUUUUCACAUAAAAAAAAUUGUUAUCAAGAAGGGUAUAACAAGCAGCCUGAGUCAAAAGACAGCUCAGAUAACAAAAAGAAUCCCUUUUUAUUUGAUGAGUAUGAAAUUGUUAUUGAGAACGAACCAUCAAAGCAAGAAAGGUUAGAAAAGUUAAAAGAAAAGUAUAAAAAAUACGAAAACUAUAUGACUGAUCAAAAUACACAACUAGACAAGCAAUUAGAAAAUGAUUUAAAAAAGAUAGAUGAGACAAAUGGAGAUAAAAUGUUUUUAAACUUCAAGGAAAGAAUUGAGUGUGAACCAGAACAAAUUGUGAGAUAUGAGUUAAAUGGCGAACCAUUAUGGGUUUCUAGUGAAAAUAUACCAAAAGAGCAAGAUAUUCCCUUAUGUAAAUGUGGUAGCAAAAGACAGUUUGAAUUUCAAAUCCUUCCACAAAUGCUGAACUAUUUAGGCGUUGAAACAACCAAAGAAAGUAUUGAUUGGGGAACUCUAGUAGUUUAUACGUGCCAAAAGAACUGUGUUAAUAUAGACGACCUUUAUGUUGAAGAAUUUGUUUGGAAACAAGAUUUUUCAAACGAAAAUCUAUUAACAUGAAAAAUGUGUAAUUUUAUUGAUAUGGUGAUGAUGGUUAUAGUGAGCGCCACUAAACACCUUUUGUUAAUAACAAAAAACGCAUAAUUAAUAAGAAAUACGAUGGUUAAUUAAUUUACAGAGUUGUUACUGAUAACGAUGUUUUUAAAAUUAUAUUCUGGAGAAACAAAAUAAAACUAUUUUAAA
This is a messenger RNA of Hydra vulgaris (swiftwater hydra), 1347 nucleotides long. Its product is annotated as programmed cell death protein 2. Gene Ontology annotation, cellular component: cytoplasm; nucleus. Lineage: Eukaryota; Metazoa; Cnidaria; Hydrozoa; Anthoathecata; Hydridae. The record is from RefSeq and is a predicted model, not a curated record.